AUGAGUAGGUUCCUCAUAACUGAACCUUUGUCUUGGCUGUCGGAUAUAGACAAUGUGACAGGGGGCCAGUCAUACAACUUGGUUCUACAGCCUGUUUGGGACUACCUCCAUCAAAACCACCAUGACUUGCUAAGGAGUCCUCUCUUCCCUGUGGUCCUCUCAGUCACCACAUACUUUGUCCUGGUUGGUAUCUACACCAUGCUGGACCUGCUGGCUCCUACCUGGCCUUGCAUCAAUCGUUACCGACUGCACCCAGACCGACCUGUCACCUGGCCAAACAUCUGGAACACCCUGGGUGUCACCAUGUACAACCAUCUGUUUUUCAUCUUCCCUGCUGCUGUGGCACAGUGGCUGUGGAGGCCACCGACCCCUCUGCCCACUGAAGCACCAACUCUCUGGAGCUUCUUCCUGGGCAUCCUGGGCUGCAUGGUUGUCUUUGAUUUCCAGUACUACCUCUGGCACCUCCUGCACCAUCGAGUUCCUUGGCUGUACCGCACCUUCCACGCCGUGCACCACCAGUACAACCAGCCCUUCAGUCUGGUCACGCAGUAUCUGUCUGGCUGGGAGUUGUUCAGUGUGGGGUUCUGGGCCACGGUGGACCCCAUCUUGCUGCAGUGUCAUUGCCUCACAACAUGGACUUUCAUGGUCUUCAAUGUGUAUGUUUCUACAGAGGACCACUGUGGCUAUGACUUCCCCUGGGCUACACAUAAGCUGGUGCCCUUUGGCCUUUGGGGUGGUGCCCCCAAGCACGAUGCUCACCACCAGCGUCCUGGGACCAACUUUGCCCCCUUCUUCUCGCACUGGGACUGGCUGGGGGGAACCCACACAGUGACAACUCCCUCCAGCUCAAAUCUGGGCGAGCCAGACAAGAGGAAAGACUGA
Nematolebias whitei (Rio pearlfish) is the source of this 882-nucleotide messenger RNA. It is a transcript of the gene ch25hl2, whose product is annotated as cholesterol 25-hydroxylase like 2. The record is from RefSeq and is a predicted model, not a curated record. Gene Ontology annotation, molecular function: C-4 methylsterol oxidase activity; steroid hydroxylase activity; iron ion binding. Bases 1 to 882 code for a protein of 293 amino acids. NCBI's taxonomy places the organism in Eukaryota, Metazoa, Chordata, Actinopteri, Cyprinodontiformes, Rivulidae. Gene Ontology annotation, biological process: cholesterol metabolic process; sterol biosynthetic process. The transcript has a single exon.